UUUGUCUCAUUCUUUUCCUAAGGUUCAAAUGUGGAAAUUGCCCUGGAUGUGGUUGCUGCUGCCGCUCUGGGAAAAUGCCUUGAUAGGAAAUUAACACCAUUCAGUGAUGGGCUGUGGGACAAGCAAAGUGCUUCCCGAGCCCCCCAGAGAUGUGCAGUUAGAUCUGGUGAAAAAAGUUGAACCUUACACAGGCCACAGUGAGAUAUACAAGCAUUUCAUCAAGGAUGACUGCGGGAUCAAAGCUGGCUCUCCCUCACCUCCACAGCAUGCUAACCCGUACCCUGGGAACCACUUGCCUAUCCACUUGGACCAGCCUGAGCCCCGCAAGAACAAAGUGGCUAAAUACCGUGCCAAGUUUGACCCCAGAGUGACAGCAAAGUAUGACAUUAAAGCCCUGAUUGGGAGAGGGAGUUUUAGCCGCGUUGUACGGGUGGAACACAAGGCCACCAAGCAGCCCUACGCCAUCAAGAUGAUAGAGACCAAAUAUCGGGAGGGGAGGGAAGUGUGUGAGUCGGAGCUUAGUGUGCUACGGCGGGUUCGCCACACCAACAUCAUUCAGCUCAUUGAGGUGUUUGAGACCCAGGACCGUGUGUACAUGGUGAUGGAAUUGGCAACUGGAGGAGAACUGUUUGAUCGAAUCAUUGCUAAGGGCUCCUUCACUGAGAGAGAUGCUACACGCGUGCUGCAGAUGGUGUUGGAUGGUGUGAAGUAUCUGCAUACGCUGGGUAUCACACACCGGGACUUAAAACCGGAGAAUCUGCUGUAUUACCAUCCCGGAACAGAUUCCAAAAUCAUGAUUACAGACUUUGGGCUGGCGAGUGCUCGGAAGAAGGGAGAUGACUGCCUGAUGAAAACCACGUGUGGGACCCCGGAGUACAUUGCUCCCGAGAUCCUGGUCAGGAAGCCAUACACGAACUCUGUGGACAUGUGGGCGCUGGGUGUCAUCUCCUACAUUCUCCUCAGUGGCACUAUGCCCUUUGAAGAUGACAACCGCACCCGCUUGUAUCGGCAGAUCCUGAAAGGAAAAUACAGUUACUCAGGCGAGCCCUGGCCCAGUGUUUCCAACCUGGCCAAGGAUUUCAUUGAUCGUCUACUCACGGUGGACCCCAGUGACAGGAUGACAGCCCUUCAGGCCCUGAAGCACCCAUGGGUGGUCAGCAUGGCAGCCUCUUCCUCCAUGAAGAACCUACACCGUUCCAUCUCGCAGAACCUUCUCAAGAGGGCGUCUUCCCGCUGCCAGAGCACCAAGUCCGCCCAGUCCACCCGCUCCAGCCGCUCCACCAAAUCCAACAAGUCACGGCGGGUUCGGGAACGGGAGCUGCGUGAGCUCAACCUGCGCUACCAGCAGCAGUACACUGGCUGAGCACUGGGCUGGGACCUGCCAGGCAUCUUCACACAUGUCUUCUCUGCAGUGUAGGUGUGCAGCAUCCACACACUCAAUGAGGAACAUCUAGGUUCCUCCUUCUCUCCCUCCAGGUGUCCCCCGCCAUGAGGAGGUGUCCUUACCAUGAGGAACCUCGUCAUGGCUAUUACCCUGCAAGCUGUGCCACAGGGGUCUUGUGUCUGAAAUGGGGGAGCCCUUGUGGAUCAGAGCACAACUCAAGAGUCUCAAGUAAUACACAAAUUAAGGAGCCACAUGGGGAGAAAAGCUCAUUCUGUAGUCCAGGAGCUUGGUUGUUCAUAGUUAUUUAUUAAUUCCAGAGCAUUAAGUUUCUCUCGCAUAUAAAAAAGGAAGGAAUCACUUUUAAGUUGAUGCACACACACCUUAAGUGUGUGCACAGACACGUGUGGGUGUGUAUCUGGUUUGAAAAUGAUACAUACACAGAGUUGGAGCAGGUUUAGUUGGAUCUGUGGUGCCUUGGUAGUGAGGCUGUUAUGAAUCAUAGCAUCAGAAGUAGGAUAGCUCUGAUUCACUAGUGUGCUGCACACCAACUCCUCGCUGAAGUGAUGCCAGUUUUCUGGGAUGUCUGGGAAGCUGUGAGGUUUCUCCAAGGGCUGCCAUCCACUCACAGCAUUGAGGGAUUACUGGAGCUGCACCAGAGCUGCUGUGCAAUUUGGGAACAAGGCUGAAAUGCUGUGAGCUCGGAGCUUAGAGUCUGGCUCCUUGGAUCUGGACAAGGGGUGCUACUGGUGGAAGGGUGGGAAGAUGAUCAUUGUCCUGCAGGAACUUAAUGGUACACAGAUGUCUUUGGCAAGGCAGGAUUUUGGGGGGUUCCUUGCUGUCUCUCUUGAAUUAGCCCUCCCAUAUUUGCAUCAAGAACAGCGCCUCCCAGGCAGGGUUUGUUCUUGCCGUGACCUGCCCCUGUCACAUGUGUUUUUUGCCCCUAACACCAGCAUUACCAACUGUGUCACUUCACCAAAGCUUUAGUGGUUCCAGGUCUUGCUCUCUGCAGGUUUUACAAGGCUCCCCUGCUUGCAUGCCUACUUUGCCCUGGUACUGCUGUCCCUGCUCUGGGACAGUGAAGUGGUGGUGGGAGAUGUUGGGAUAGCCAUAAAUGGCUCCAUAGCAUCAGGGUAGGGGUUUGAGUAUUGGAGGCCCAGUCCUGGAGUGUCAGCAGUGACAAUACCCUGGAGAUACUAUGUUAACACUUUAGAUCUGCUGGGGGGUGACUUAAAUUCAACAGGAAAAAAGCUGCCUUUCAGUUUUCUUGGGCUGUGUGUCCGCUGUGGGGGCCUCUUGUGAAGGACCUUGCAGGGGAGGUGGGAGCUUUAGAGCUGAGCUUUGUGCAAGCCUGCUGAGAUACCUCCCCAACUAGUUAGAGCAGUACAUGGGGCUGAUGGCACAGUGUCAGGGUAGAUUUGGCCUCUUGUGGUAGCAGAUACAAGACGUGCAGUGAAGGAGAAUGUUGGCUUGGAAACUUUUCAUAUGAAACCCUACAGUUUGCUUUAUGCUGUGCACUUGGAAGUGCUUGCUUGGCUCUGAGCUGGAGAUACAGGCUAUGCAAGCUCAAGGGCUGGUGAGCAUGGCCUCUCCACCCAAGACUGAUGUCUGUGCCACCACAUUUUACUGUCAGCAAGGUUUUAAGUGGUUGGUCACAGGGAGCUUCAAAAGCAGCUCAACCUCAGUGGGGGAAAAUUGAGUUUGCUGUGCUAAGAUGGGCUAUAACCACUGGGAGCACAGCCUGUGAGCCUAGGUGAUGGGGAAUACAGCAGAGGACACCUGAGGACAGGAGGUGUGUGUAGCAGUGGUGAAUUCCAAAUCCUUUGCAUGGUUUUGCGUAUUAUUCUUAGAACUGUGCAUCCUUUGCAGGCUGCCCUUUCUCUGAGUAGCUAUCCUACGCAUGGUCUUUCUUCCAUCAGCUUUAGCAGAUACCACAGAAUUACCUAAAAUUGGGGAGGUUUUUCAGCUCUGUGGAUUGCAAAAAAAAAGAAAAAAUUCUUCAGCUUCUUUUACCUUCUCACAUAGUUUUUCCUUGGUCAUUAUUAUGAACUGUAAGCUGGAUGUGAUUUCUGAUACCUGACAAAACAGGCAGCUUGCCUUGUCUUGUUUCAUAAACAAUUCAGUGCCCCUCAAGAUGACUCUCCAAAAGCAGCAACCAUGCUACGACAAGUAGCAACUGGAAAAUUCUUCUUUCCCUGUAUGUUAAGAGAUGACAGGAUGCUCUCAGAGGGCUUCUGGCUUUGAGCUUAUAGGAGUCUUGGAGCAUCUCACAGGCACUGUGCUCCCUUUUGCCUCCUGGGUACUCUCAAGGCCAUCCCCAGAUUAUUUUACACCAUGUGUAGCCUUAAAAGAGGUGUUUUGCCUGUAUGAGGUCAAAGUGAUGAACUGAGCCAAGACCUCUAGAACCUGAGACCCUUCCCUUUAACCAUUAGGCUAACCAAAAUGCACAGGCAUUGUACAGGUGUCUGCCCAUACUGCUCCUUCAUGUGUUCUCUUGUGGGGUGGGAUCCAUGAAGAUGGAGAUGAGGUCAGGAUGUUGAGUUCUGCUUUGACCAGGCUUGUUUCUCCACCUUCACAAACAGAAGAAGAAUCUCAUCUGUGUCAGUUCUUGCUUUGUUGCUCUUUUCAGCAGUUGGUGGAAGGAGGAGUUCACAGUGAUGUCACUGGAGGUGAUUUUGGGGUGGAAUAUGUUUUGGGAAGCACGAUAUUGCUAUGUAGCUUCCUAACAGUGUCAAGUCAUCAAGUGAUGAUGGUCUAGGACUGGGAAGUGAAUUGGCAGAAGGGAGGAUCCUUCACUGACAGGAGCAAUACUGGAGAGCUGCAACCCAUCUUCUUGAGAUGUGGAGAUGUUUAUGGUCCUCAGGCAUGCCUCUGCUAGGGAACUGCACCAAAGAGGACCAAGUCUAUCCCAUAGGGGGCUUUGACUUUUAUAUAAAGAUAACUCUAAUUCUCUUGACAAAUGCAAUGUAUUCUUAUUUGCAUGGAAAAAUCAAUAUAAACAUAGGGAAAAUCUGUAUGGGCUUUCCUUAGAUCAUUUUAUUAUAACACUCCUGUCUCAAUCCCUUUUCUUUUUCUAAAUUCAGCAUUUUCAGGACCUCCUGUACCCAGACAAUGACAUGUGUGGGCAGAGGUGCACUAGCAGAGCUCCAUCCAACUGACCCUUGGAGUCCUUGGUGAUCUUUCUGUUUUCACUCUAUCUGCAAAGCUGGAGUGGUCCAAAUGCUGUGUUACGUGAUCCAGCUUAAGGGCAAUUUUUCUGGUGCUUGUACCCGUGCAGUUGUGGCACAUUUGCAGCUGGAUCGGAGGAGGCGCACACAGGCAAAGUGCUGUGAUUUUGAGCCAUAGUUCAAGUGCCUUCAGUCUUCUUCUAAGAAGCUCUUCACUGUGAAUUACCUUGGUCAUCUGUCUUCCAUAUAUAUUCCACAGGAGCAUCUCAGUGCUCGGCUUAUCUCAAGUCUCAGGAGUUUACGCUUUUCAGGAGUGCCUUGUUUGGGGAUUUUAGAAGCUAAAAUCUCUCUGAUGUGAUUUUUUUUUUCCUGCUCUUCUGUUAAUUUUUAAAUCUCCUUGUUUGGCUCUUAAUGGUGGCUCUGAUUUGACUGGCAGGGUUUUGGGGAAGACUUCCUCUGCUGCUGAAUUAGUUGUGAGGAGUCAGGUAACAAACAGAUGUUCCAGCCCCUUAGCUGGGGGAACUAAGCUUCAUAUUAGCUGGGGUGCAGAUCUCCUGACUGCUUUUGUUUAUGCAAUGAAAAUGAAGCUGGAAUGACACCUAGUGGCAAACUGUAUUGUGUCCCUGUACAGCCCUCUCCUGGUUUCCUUCCCUCAGUUCCUGGGUGACAUGCUCUUACAAAGAGAACUCUGGGUUUGGUGUGCUGAGUGAUGGUCAUGGACCACACCUGCAGUACUUAUGUUCAGCAACCUUCUCAGCAUGGCACAGUUUUAUCCUGAAGUGAUACAGUGAUCCUGAAGAGCAAUUAGACAACACAGGGGUGAGCAUGUGCACCCACUGGAACGUAUCAACCCCCAGUGUCUCAAGGAGAUGCUCACCAGCACCCUGCCCUGGGGGGGAGGCAUCUUGAGGGACACUAAGAGAAAGAAAAACCUAAAGACACCAAGGCUGGAAUCACUAGGUUUGGGACUUUCUCCCAUCAUGAGACACUAUGGUGCAGCUCAGGGUGUUGCUUUCCAGCAUAUUCUAUUUCAGGGGAAUGCGGUUGUAAGUAGUAGAGGGAAUGACGGUUGGUUGUCUUUUGGAACUUAGCAGUACUGUGUAAGACAUCCCCAUCGUUUUGCCCUGGGAGUUUGGCUGCUUUCUUGGGGGAGAAAUUUAUGGCUUCAAAGCAUGUGGCCUGUCAGAUGCAUGUUUUUUAUAUACUUUUUUUUAAGGGUUAUUGGGAAGGAAUGUGGAAAGGUCUUCCAGAAAUAACAUUAGGUGGUCUGCAGCCUUACAUUCAUGUAUUUUUCUUUGCAUUUUACUAAAACAGCAGUUACUUGUUCAUGUUUGAUUUACUUCUCACCCUUCUCAGGCUUCUAAAAACCUAACAUGUCAACCAAGUGGUGGUAGAAACCUCCGUUUCUUCAACCCAAGGGAAGUCUGUGCUAUUUGACACUGAGCUUGUGAGCAUCCAGAGGCUCCUGCCAGUCCCUGGACUGCAUUGUUCUUGGAAAUGCACAACUGGAUGUGAAGGCUUUAUAGCCAUGAUUGGAGUGCAAGGGCUCUGACCUGGCUUUGGUAGUGUUGUGGAAACCAGCUGCAGGGUGGGGACUCUGUUACAGAUUUAUGUUGAAAAUGAUAAAUCCUCAAACUCUUAACUUCUUUGGAAUUUGUUUAUUUUCUCCUUGUAGUCUUUUCUACUUCGGUAAUUUACUGCUCAGUUUCUCAGUCCUGUUUUUCUAUGUGGGUGUUUGGCUGAAGUACUAAUAAGGUCAACUUUGAUGCAAUGCACAAGCUGGAAUAGGAGGCAUGGGCAAUGUGACCACUUGGCAGCAGCUCUGGAUUUGGCUCUGCAGGAGCCAUGGUGAGUCCUGGAGUGAGAUAAAAGCAGCUGUACAGUGUCCUGCAGGUGUGAGAAGGCUCUCUUUGGGGGCCCUACAGUGCAGGCUUAGCAAAAGAUGGUCUUGUACAACACAGGUCAACUAGUGUGUGGCUGUUAAUAAGCCUCUUACUAGACUGCAUGGGACCAUAUUCUUAUUUCAAGUGAUGAUACUAAAGAUUUGGAGGGUUUGAGGUGGGUUAAAUUGAAAUCUCAAAUGUUUGACUUAAUUCAGUUUUCUAAAUGAAAGAGAGAUUGUUUUUUUGGGGGGGGGAAUCACACCCUCCGGAGGAGUUGGCAGCCUGUUGUCUGGCAGCAGCGGGAGCCCUGGGACUUGCAGGAAGGGUGAUUCUGUUCUGGCCUCUCACCAGCUUGGCUUUAUCCUGGAAAAUACCACAAAGUGCCUGUGCCACUUAGUGCCAGAUGCCAAGUUGCCUACACCACUCUGGGGAGGUUUUUGGUGCUUUUUUUGACUGCUCAGUGUCCUGUUUGAGCCUGGACAAAGAUCACAGCUCCCGGGUGCUCCAGAGGCAGGUGCCUGCAGGUCACUUGUGCUUUACUGUGCAGUGUAUUUGCCACAAAAAGAAAUGUGAAGCAGAAGGAUGCAUGGUGGCAAAAGCAUCAUGGAGCUUGGUACCUUCCACCCUUGGUGUCCCUUCAGGGGAGGGAGCUCUGCCUGCAUGAGGGCAGCUCUUUCUUCUUCCACUAUGCUCCCCUGUGUGGUGAUUCCAUGGGUCCCUCGUGUGUGAUGUGACUGUUGUACUGUGUUUGUCUGCUGAAUGUGGAAGAGAUUUGUGGCCCUGGCCAGGUGGGUUGGGAAUGAGGAGCUCCUGUGUGGAUGCCCAGAUGCCAUGAGUUUUCCUGUUGCCUUUCACUACGGAAAGACACCUCCCAGGACACUGUUAGGCUGGAGAUCUGCCAGCACUCACUGUUAUUUUUGGUUGCUGAAUUUCCGGUACUGGCUUGAAAUGAUCUGGAAGUAAUUCUGGUCGCAUCCUGUUCAUCUCCUUAAAGGGCUGUUUUGAGCAGCAUCCAGUUCUGUGACAUGCCUUUUGAAUCUUUACCCUGAAAAUUGUCUUGUUAGGAUGAAGUCUGAACCUUUGUAAUUAAUCUGUAACGUUACAAUUAGUGUGUACAGAAUUAUUUAUUUUGUGUACUCGGUCUGCUAAACAUGGAAGUGUAUCUGUGUA
Molecule: messenger RNA, 7601 nt
Organism: Pezoporus occidentalis (night parrot)
Lineage: Eukaryota; Metazoa; Chordata; Aves; Psittaciformes; Psittacidae
Gene: PSKH1
Product: protein serine kinase H1
Exons: 2
Coding region: 107-1363 (418 amino acids)
Biological process (GO): protein phosphorylation
Molecular function (GO): ATP binding; protein kinase activity
Source: RefSeq, a predicted model, not a curated record